AUACUGUGACUAUUUCGAACAACAUUUUCCUUUUAUACUUAAAAGGGUCUAUAAUACCACUAAUACUAUAACGUUAUAAUGAAUACCAAGAAUACCAUUUUACCACCUGCUAACGGUAAAAAAUUAUGGAGAGUCAAGAGAGCUUCUCUGAACGAAGAUGGUGAUGAAGCUUCUCAAACAUCAAUGGAAUGCUUGAAGAGUUCAUUGAAAAUUUCUGCUGCUGCCGCUGCUGCUACUGCUAUAAAUGGAAAACCUUCGGGCAGAAGACCUUCUUUGAAGAGACCAAAGAAUAUUCCAGGAAAACCAAAGAAUUUUGUCUUUGUUGAUUUAUCACCAGUUAAAUCUGAAGAACAAGAAAAUGAUGCUAAUAUCCAACCAGCAAUUGGGCAACAUGGUAACCUGCCAGUGCAACAAUUACCUUCUCCACAAGCUUCUGAUAGAGAUUCUCAGGUAUUUGAUCAUCCUAUUCAACUGGAUGACUCAUUCUGUUUAUCCUCAGUUGACUCUGGUUCACCUACCUUUUCAUCUAAUGACUCCAUGCUGGAUAUCACCUCACCUGAAUUAUCUCAAACUAAUACCCUAGGAUUGGGUAUAAAUGGUAUAGAUUACCUCCCACCUGACUUGACUCCAAAUUCUGAAUCAUUCCCAACCCAUAUCUUGUCACAGCAAUUAUACGGAUACCAAAAGGCAAUGAUUCAACAACAUUAUCAAAUUCAACUCUUACAACAACAAUUACAAGAACAACAAAGAAAGCAAAUACAAUUACAAAAUCAACAAUUACAACAAGAAUUGGCUAGAUUGGCAAUGUUGUCACCAUUCCCACAAUUUCAACCACAAAUGCCAUACCCUGUUGCUACCCCAGUAACUACUCCUCGUGAAACUACCAAAGUAAACAAGAAAAGAGCAGAAAAGAGAAAGAGUUUAGAUCAAUUCAAAUCAUACAGUGGUCCAAAACUGGUAAGAUCUGCUUCUGAUGGUUGUAUCAAAAAGGUUAGACAUAAUAGAAGUAGCAGUGAUUAUAGACCAGCAAGUAUUGGCACAAUUACUCCACCAACUUCUGCUGGUUUCACUGACACUCCUAUGGCUGUAACUGAUUCUAUGAUCAACGUUUCUACAUUUACUGCUGACAACAUCGACCCAUUCUUGAUGGCUGAUUCUGGUCUUGACACAACCUUCAGUUUCCCUGCAGCAACUUCAUUCGCUGAUAUGGUUGAAAAUUUUGAUACCAAAGACAUUAGUGCUGCUUUGUUAGAGGAAUGUGGAGCUGAUCCAUUAUUUGGUGAAAGACCAGAAGCUACAGAUUACCGCCAAUUUGUAUCAAUGUAAAAGAAGUACCUGACUGUUGCUUGCUUUUUUUUUAAAAGGUUAUUUCCUUGUAUUAUACGGUUACAUUCAGGAUUUUGGUUUUUUUUUCUUUUGAGAAAACCAUAAUUCCUUAUAGAUUAUUUUUGGUCAAAGAUUGGAUUACACUUCACCUUUUUCCGUUUCAAUUCUCGAAUUUCAAUUGUUCAUUUCUAUUUAUUUACAUAGGGGUUUAUUAUGGUAUUUUUUUUGUUUCUUGUAUAUUAACUAAACAAUUUGAAUAAAUUUAC
Molecule: messenger RNA, 1592 nt
Organism: Spathaspora passalidarum NRRL Y-27907
Lineage: Eukaryota; Fungi; Ascomycota; Pichiomycetes; Serinales; Debaryomycetaceae
Gene: AGA1
Product: Aga1p
Exons: 2
Coding region: 79-1326 (415 amino acids)
Source: RefSeq, a predicted model, not a curated record